Oryza sativa Japonica Group (Japanese rice) is the source of this 1054-nucleotide messenger RNA. RefSeq names its product probable inactive histone-lysine N-methyltransferase SUVR1. Lineage: Eukaryota; Viridiplantae; Streptophyta; Magnoliopsida; Poales; Poaceae. The record is from RefSeq and is a predicted model, not a curated record.
AAAAAAUUGCCCCAAAAAGAAAAGAAAAGGCCCUUGUUCAUUAUGAAAUUAUUUAUGACAGAAAAAAUGGUGUGAGGCAGGCGGACCCAAAAGUGAGGCAUGGCGCUGCAUUUGAUAGCAGAGGCAUGAGUUCCGGAGGUGGGGGUUCUCUUUCGGUUACCCUAUUUGGGUUGUCGAGUUUUGGAGUUUGGAGGGGUGAAGAGGAAACUUUCCGUUUUAGGCGCCGUCUUCCUCCGCUCUUUGCAAUGCCCCGGCAGCGUCCCAAGAAGGGGGAGCGCCGGAUCGACGCCGCCAUCGACCACUUCACCCCCAUGGGCUACGCCACCGCCGACGUCCGUGCCGUCGUCAAGGAACUCCUCCAGGUGUACGGGGGGAACGACGGGUGGCCGUUCCUGGAGGAAGACUCGUACCGCGUCGUGCAGGAGGCGCUCUUCGAGAAGCAGGAGCAGGAGGAUCACCAACAGCAGCCUCACCCUCAUCCACAGCAAUUGGAGGAGGCACCAUUGGAAGACAAGAGCAUGUCAAUCAUAGAGGUGCACAAUGUGAUGCCUGCUGAGACUGAACAACAAGUCGAGGACGCGGACCCCAUGCUUGUUGACCUGCCUGCAGUUGAAGCAACUCUGCCCCUUCCUGAAGCCAAAGUAACAUAUGGCACAAGGAGGCCCUGUUAUGGGUGGAUCGAAGAGUACGAAAGUGAAUCCGAUAACGAGGAACAGCCUGCCAGAUUGAUUUGUAAGAGGAAGCGUCCGAGUAGAUGGGAUGUUAAACCCAUCAACUGAUUAUCUGAAAAGGAGGUGACAAGGCAAUGUGGCUGCACAGGUGGUAUGCUUAACCCUUGUUUUUGAGGCAUUCUGGAUGUGCUGAUUUUUCAUAAGUUUUGUAUUGUACACAGCAGUAACAGUGGAAGUAUUGAUGCAAUGUAGAGACUUUAGGUUAUGCAUGGUUGCAUGCCAAUUAAUUUGCAUGAUGGUGUAUGCAGACAGAGACAUGAUGGUUGAUGUAUGCAGAAUCUAUUCAAGUACUAAUGUGGAUUUUUCAUUGAUGCCUUCAUAAA